This is a messenger RNA of Pocillopora meandrina, 1382 nucleotides long. The record is from the annotation of a GenBank genome assembly. NCBI's taxonomy places the organism in Eukaryota, Metazoa, Cnidaria, Anthozoa, Scleractinia, Pocilloporidae.
CUUGAAGUGUGAGUUAGUUAUUCUUCAAAAUGGUGAGUAUUGAGUCCUAUUUAACUUUAUUGGAAUCACAUAAAGAGGGUUUCUUCCGCUAGAUCCAUUUAUUAAAGUAUUAUUGACUGGAUUCGCUCGCGAUUGCAGCACGAUGACCAAAGAGAGUGCUAAUUUUGUAACAAUUUCACGAUGUUGUACCGUCUUUGAGUUUAUGUUGUUCUAAAUUUCCUUACUCUAGCCGUCCCACAAAAGCUUCAAAAUUAAGAGAGUUUUGGGCAAGAAAAUGAAACAGAACAGGCCUAUCCCUCAGUGGGUGAGGCUCAGGACUGGAAAUACCAUCAGGUGGGUCACUGUUUAACUGUACGAGAGCACUAUCCGAUCUUUAGAAGCUCUAUAAACUUAAUGAAAAUUUGUAUGAUAGCGUAGGGAGGAAAACGGAAGAUCAGGGCUCAGUUGUAUAAAGGGCGGAUAACACUAUCCGACGGAUAAAGUGCCAUCCAGCAGCUAACUGUUAACUAAAUAUACUGCGCUAUUCACUGGAUAGCGAACAACCGAAUAACCAGUGCUGGAACAGUAAAGAAAUCUUCCAGGGUGCUUAUGGCAAUCGAUAUGAAAGCUACAAAAGAUACCUUACCAUCACAGAAGAAAUUUUGCUGAUUGUGUAUUAGACGUGUGUCGAUAUGCAUGUGAAGUAUCUUUACUAAAGUGGAGCAAGAAACCAAACUACUUACCAAUAAUGUUAUUUAGAAUUCUCCCGUGUGUUAUGUACUCGGAGUAUUUUCCUACUAAAUAAAAUUUAUUGUCUGCCCGGCUGCAAAUUCAUAAAAUGUGACCUAUUGAAACAUUUUUGCAAUUUGAGUUGAUAGUAAACAGCUUUUGGUUUUGUAGAUGAUCACUAACACUUGGAAUUUGUAAGACAAGCAUUGGUGUAAAUGAAUCUUAGUAGCUUUUGGUCACUGGAAUCAAGGAAGACCCUCUCAUUGUGAUGAUCAGAAUUCAGAUUAUUAACCUCAUCCUAUAAUUGUUUGAUUUCAGAUACAAUGCUAAGAGACGUCACUGGCGUAGAACCAAGUUGGGACUGUAGAAGAAAUCACAAAUCUUUGUCAUACUUCAUACCAGAGUUUGUGUUAAAAUGGCAACAAUCAACAUCAACUUUGUGAUAUCUCUGUACAAAACCCAUUAAAGCUUGUUAAACCAACUAUUGUAGACUUAUGUUGUUACUAUAUCUAGAAAAUAGAAUAUUGACCCUUUUGAGAGAAUCAGUACAAUUGGAUGAAUUGUCUGAUGACAAAGUAUUAUGGUAAGCUAUGCAUGUCUAAUAACUUGAAACAGUCAUUUUUCUCUAAGUUCUAAUUAAAUAGGUCUUUAGAACACUGCAUACUUGGGUAAAA